AUGGAACCCUCUCUACCAUUCCCAUCAGCCUGUCUAUCCCACUGGCACCGCGGAACACGAUCAUUCCCCCACCUCAACGCCAACUAUAAUGCCAAAGUCCCUACAACAACCAAACACGCCAUCAUCGGCUCCGGCAUCUCAGGCGCCCUAACAGCCUUCAGCCUAAUCGAAAACGGAACCAACCCCACGGACAUUCUAAUCCUAGAAGCCCGCGAAGCCGUCUCCGGCGCCAGCGGACGCAACGCUGGCCACAUACGACCAGACGCCUUCCGCGGCUUCCCCCACUACGCCUCCCUCCACGGCCCAGAACAAGCAAUCAAGAUCCUACAAAACGAAAAGCGCGUCCUCGAGCAAACCCGCGCCUUCAUCACAACUCACGACAUCAACUCCGACUUCGUCGACACCACCACGUUCGACGUAUGCAUGACACCGGAAUCAAUCGCAGAACAAGAGUCCGCACUGGCAGCAUACAAAGACGCCGGCGGCGACGUCUCGCAGGUUCGGAUCUGGGAAGGCGAAGAAGCGCGAUUUCGAACGCGGGUCCGCUCUGCAUUGCGCGCUUACGAAUGGCCCGCUGCUUCGAAUAAUCCCGCGAAACUGGUACAGUGGAUUCUGUCUGAUGUUGUCGGCAAGGGCGCGGGGCUUUGGACUCAUUGUCCUGUGGAUGAGGUUGUGAGAGUGAGAGGGAGGGGAGGAGGGGGAUGGGAGGUUCAUACGUCGCGUGGGACGGUUGUUGCGGAGACGGUGGUGCAUUGCACGAAUGCGUAUGCGGGAUUACUGGUGCCGGGGCUUGGGGGGAUGUUGAGACCGCGUCGAUCGCAGGCGCAGACGUUUGUUCCUGGGGGGUUUGUUGGGGGUGAGGCGUUGGGGAAGACUAUGGCGUUAAGGUAUGGAGGGGGGCAUUUCUUUUCUGUUAAUCCGCUGAAGGAUGGGAUGGUUGUUAUUGGGGGGACGGGGACGAGGGAUGGGGGCGAUGUGGGGACGGAGGAGUGGAAGGCGGAGGCUUCUUUUGAUGAUCGUGGGUUUAAUACUGUGUUGGCGGAGAAUAGUCGGCGGGAGUUUGAAGGGAUUUGGGAGGUGGAGAGGCAUGGGGAGGGGUUUGACUAUGCUUGGACGGGGAUUCUGGGGAUUACUAGGGACAGUGUGCCGGUUGUGGGGGCUGUUGAUGGGCUUGAGGGGCAGUGGGUUUGUGCUGGGUUCAAUGGGCAUGGGAUGGCGAUUGCGUUUACUUGUGCAUUGGGGUUGGCGAAGUUGGUGAGUGGAGAGAGAUGGGAGGAGACAGGGUUGCCAGAGUGUUUCAAGGCGAGGGUGAAUAGUGAGUAA
Penicillium brevicompactum is the source of this 1323-nucleotide messenger RNA. RefSeq names its product NAD(P)/FAD-dependent oxidoreductase. NCBI's taxonomy places the organism in Eukaryota, Fungi, Ascomycota, Eurotiomycetes, Eurotiales, Aspergillaceae. Bases 1 to 1323 code for a protein of 440 amino acids. The record is from RefSeq and is a predicted model, not a curated record. The transcript is spliced from 2 exons. Gene Ontology annotation, cellular component: cytoplasm. Gene Ontology annotation, molecular function: oxidoreductase activity.